AUGUCAUCCGGCAACCCGCCUUGCUGGUGUCCGGCAGCAGGGAGCGCCAACAGUGCUGCUCCUAUCGCCACUAUCCAAACACCUGCUCUAAAGGCGCCUGCGGUGCGAGCACGGCGCCGAGCCUGCCACAGUAUUAGCGAUGUUUGGGGAGAGAGUUGCGAGACUUGGUGGGAAAACCUCCAUGGCGACUACAUACAUGCUGAACCCUGCCGUACUACUGCACAUCUUGCCGGCCAAGUAGAACAGCACGGACGCCCCCACACAGCUGGGGGAAAAGUCCCAUUAUCUUCCAAUAUUAUUAUGAGCAAGAGUGGAUUAGCUCAUAUUCGAAAUUUCCAACUUACCCUUAGAUACAAAAGCUGA
Molecule: messenger RNA, 363 nt
Organism: Arctia plantaginis
Lineage: Eukaryota; Metazoa; Arthropoda; Insecta; Lepidoptera; Erebidae
Source: the annotation of a GenBank genome assembly